AAAUCUAACUCCCCCAAUAAAAUCAGCUUAUACCCUCCUCCUCCACUUCUCUUCCUCACUCUGCAACAACAAUGGAGGCACUUACAUUUGUUCCAUCACACGUGCCUCUGCAACAUUCAUCAUCAUCAUCAUCAUCAUCUCAUUCCUUCAACAAAUCAAAUUUGGUGGUGAAGAAGAAGAAGGGUCAUUGUCAUUUUUCUGUGGUUUCUUCUAGUACUGAUAGAACUGUUGAGGUAUCUGAGAAACCUUCAUCAGUAAAUACUACUACCCAGGAAAACCCAUUAAAGAAAUCAUCUUUAUCUUCUUCUUCUUCUUCUGUGCCUCCAUUGAUGAAGGUAUCACCAGAAUCAUUACAAUAUGAGAGUGGGUUUCUUGGGAGUAUACCAUCAAAACAAGGAAUUGAUGAGUUAUUAGGAGAAGAUAGUCCAGAUUCUAUGAGUUAUUUGACUAAUAUACUUUCAUCUAAAGUUUAUGAUGUUGCUAUUGAAUCUCCAUUGCAAUAUGCCAAGAAACUGUCUGAAAGAAUUGGUGUUAAUGUCUGGCUUAAAAGGGAAGAUCUUCAACCUGUGUUUUCAUUUAAGCUUAGAGGAGCUUACAAUAUGAUGGCAAAGCUCUCAGAGGAUCAAUUGGCUCGUGGUGUGAUUUGUUCGUCUGCGGGGAAUCAUGCUCAAGGUGUUGCAUUGGCUGCUCAAAGAUUAGGUUGUGAUGCUGUGAUUGUCAUGCCGGUGACCACACCGGAAAUUAAGUGGAAAUCUGUCAAGAGAUUAGGUGCCAAAGUUGUCCUUGUUGGUGACUCGUAUGAUGAAGCGCAAGCGUAUGCUAAACAACAAGGUGAACAAGAAGGGCGUACAUUCAUACCACCCUUUGACCAUCCUGAUGUUAUAAUGGGGCAAGGGACGGUUGGGAUGGAGAUUGUGCGUCAAGCAGAAGAGCCAUUGCAUGCAAUUUUUGUACCUGUUGGUGGUGGUGGCCUUAUUGCUGGAAUAGCCGCUUAUGUAAAGUUGGUUUGUCCUGAGGUUAAGAUCAUUGGGGUGGAACCCUCUGAUGCAAAUGCAAUGGCUUUGUCUUUACACCAUGGGGAGAGAAUCAUGCUGGACCAAGUUGGUGGUUUUGCAGAUGGUGUAGCUGUAAAAGUUGUCGGAGAAGAAACAUUCCGCUUAUGCAGGGAGUUAAUAGAUGGAGUGGUUCUUGUUAGCCGUGAUGCAAUUUGUGCGUCAAUAAAGGAUAUGUUUGAAGAGAAAAGGAGUAUUCUGGAACCAGCAGGAGCUCUUGCGCUUGCUGGAGCAGAAGCGUACUGCAAAUACUAUGGCCUCAAGAGUGAAAAUGUUGUCGCAGUAACCAGUGGGGCUAACAUGAAUUUUGAUAGAUUGCGAUUGGUAACUGAACUUGCUGAUGUUGGUAGGAAACGUGAGGCUGUCCUUGCAACUUAUAUGCUAGAGGAGACUGGAAGCUUCAAACAAUUUUGUGAACUGAUAGGCCCAAUGAAUAUCACCGAGUUCAAAUAUAGAUAUGAUACCACUAAAAACGAGGCUCUCGUUCUGUACAGUGUUGGCCUUCAUACAGUUUCUGAGCUGACAGCAAUGGUGAACCGGAUGGAAUCAUGUCAACUUCGAACCAUUAAUCUCACAACUAAUGACUUGGUGAAAGAUCAUCUACGACAUCUGAUGGGUGGUAGAUCAAAUGUUCAAGAUGAGCUAAUUUGUCGAUUUGUCUUCCCAGAGAGACCUGGUGCUCUGGUGAAAUUUCUUGAUACCUUCAGCCCACGUUGGAACAUUAGUUUGUUCCAUUACCGUGCACAGGGUGAAACUGGUGCCAAUGUUUUGGUUGGCAUUCAAGUUCCAAGUUCUGAGAUGUAUGAAUUCCGGGUGUGUGUUGAUAAUCUUGGUUAUGAAUACACGGAUGAAAUGAGCAAUGCUGCAUUUAGGCUUUUGAUGCAGUGAACAGAUUCGUGCAUUAUCACAUAUAUAAUGCUCUUGAACUGAUUAGCUCAGCAUCCUAUGCCAAUUAGGUUUCACUCGAAGCUAUUUAUCCGUUCAUAAAAAGGGAAUGCAGUGCUUUUUAUUUGCAUCCCAUGUUUUUCUCCCGUCUUAGCUGUAUUUGUUGUAUCUGCAGGUGUUGUCUAAUAUAAUGAAUUAGCUAGGUUUCAUCCCUUCCGACUCUUGUCAUAUAACCGAUUAUCUAUUAUAUGUGUAACCUGGAACUCUUUCUCGUCAUUUGUACUUCAACUGCAAAUUCAAUUGGCAAGAGUUCCAUUUUCGGUUAUGGCUUUAACUUGUUCA
Molecule: messenger RNA, 2279 nt
Organism: Papaver somniferum (opium poppy)
Lineage: Eukaryota; Viridiplantae; Streptophyta; Magnoliopsida; Ranunculales; Papaveraceae
Product: threonine dehydratase biosynthetic, chloroplastic-like
Exons: 9
Coding region: 72-1940 (622 amino acids)
Biological process (GO): L-threonine catabolic process
Molecular function (GO): pyridoxal phosphate binding; threonine deaminase activity
Source: RefSeq, a predicted model, not a curated record